AUGAAUUUCGGCUUCACAUAUUUACCAGACAACGAAGUCAGCUGGAGGUUCCCUCUAGGCUUCCAAGCCCUGCUCGCUCUAGGAACUGGCCUUUUUGUACCUUUCCUAGUGGAGUCACCGCGCUGGCUUUGCCUCAAAGAUCGUCACCAGGAUGCGAAGUACGCCCUCGCUCGCCUGUAUAAGAAGCCCGUAGAUGACCUGGAGGUGACCGAGGCAUUGGAAAUCAUCAUCGAAACGAUCGCAGAAGAGCGUGCAGACGGCGAGAUUGGCUUCCGAGAGGUGUUUCACAACGGCAAGCAGCAGACAUUCCGUCGCAUCUGUCUAGGUGCGGGGGCCAAUAUCUUCCAGCAAAUCGGUGGUGUCAAUGUCGUUGCCUACUACCUCCCGGUCGUGCUGGAGCGCUCUUUCGGCUUCUCUCCAAGAAUGUCGCUUGUCCUGUCUGCAUGUGACUCAAUGCAAUGGAUGUUCUGGGCUGCUUGCACGACUUACGGCAUUGAAAAGUUCGGCAGAAAGAAGUUGAUGCUCUUCGGCGCUGUAGGUUGCAGCUUGUGCUUUGCGGUCACCGCCGCUGGCCUCGGCGUAGGAACAAAGGUGUCCAAUGGGGUGGCCGUGGCAUUCAUCUUCCUCUUCUACUUCUUCUUUGGACAAUCUUUCAUGACCAUCGGGUUCUUGUACCCGUCGGAGAUCAACGGAAACCAAUCACGGAACCUUGGUGCAGCCAUCGCCAUGGUUACAAACUGGCUCGGAGUCUACCUGGUCGUUUCCAUUACGCCAAUAGGUAUUCAAAAUAUCUCUUGGCGGUUCUACAUCAUCUUUGCAGUACUGAAUGCCGCUUUUAUUCCCUUCAUAUGGCUGUUUUACGUUGAGACUGCGGGCUUGUCACUCGACGAGAUCGACCGUGUGUUCGUCCUAAAACAUGCGCCGGGAUCUGGGUUGACCUACAAACAAGCGACUGAACAGGCCAAGAUCGAACUGGCGGCAGAGCGUCUGGAGAUCACCACCCGGGCCAAGUACGAGGAGAAGCCUGUGUCCCAGCAUGUAGAGGCUGUGGUCUAA
Molecule: messenger RNA, 1056 nt
Organism: Recurvomyces mirabilis
Lineage: Eukaryota; Fungi; Ascomycota; Dothideomycetes; Mycosphaerellales; Teratosphaeriaceae
Exons: 6
Coding region: 1-1056 (351 amino acids)
Biological process (GO): carbohydrate transport; transmembrane transport
Cellular component (GO): membrane
Molecular function (GO): carbohydrate:proton symporter activity
Source: RefSeq, a predicted model, not a curated record